This is a messenger RNA of Neoarius graeffei (lesser salmon catfish), 1575 nucleotides long. RefSeq lists its product as uncharacterized. Bases 129 to 1100 code for a protein of 323 amino acids. Lineage: Eukaryota; Metazoa; Chordata; Actinopteri; Siluriformes; Ariidae. The record is from RefSeq and is a predicted model, not a curated record. The transcript has 9 exons.
GUCAUCUUCGAGCUCCUCCCAGCCGCUACUUGAAAUGUUUCUGAAAAUGUUGCGACAGCGAAUAACAUCCGAAAGUACAUGAUUGACGCGCAAGUGAAAGGAUCAGGGUCCUGGCUGGAUUUGGUGCAAUGGAUGAGUUUCGUCCAUUGUUGCCUCGGCACCAAGAGAUCGUCGGGGAUCGUUCUCCAAACCUGAGGCCUAGGCAUGAGGAGCUGAUACCCACGCCAUGUGGACCAAUAAAGCAGUGGUCGGAGCUCCAGUUCUUAGUGAAGGUCUACUUCUGCUUCACUCUCCUGUCCAUGCUGGUGCUCCUCAUCCUCGCUAUAGUCAACAUCGCAACAGAGAGUUGGAAAAAAGGCGAAGAUGAUGACCUCUCAGUCUCUCUCAUCCAGCUUGUGGGCAUCCUGUUCUGUGUGUACUACAUCCUCCGAGGUGUGCUGCAAGAAAACAGGCAGGAACUGAUCAUUUUUGUGAUAUGUGUGGCUUUGGUCAUGGUGCGCUCAAUCGUCAAUUUCAGCGUCCUCAAAGAGAAAGAAAAGCUGCUAACGGUGCGUUUUGUGUCCAUCAUUUGCGUGGGGACGGUGCAUCUGAUCUGUGCCGGGCUGCUCAUCCGAAGGCCCAACACGAUGGCCUUCAGAGUGAGCGGAGCUUUGGAAAGCCUGCAGGAACAGUACUUUCUGCUCAAUCUCUGCUUCUCAAUGGUGACUUUUGAUCUUCAGGCGCAGCUGUGCUUAUGCAUCCUGAUCCUGACAUCAGGCCCCUCAGUGUCCACCACUCACACCAUCAUUCUGGGAAUUGGUGUCGGCUGGGCAAUAAUCACUUUUGUGACUGGAGCCAUUUCUGUUUUAAAAGAAGUGAAGCCACUCGUCUGGAUUUUUGUCCUCCAGAACUUACCUGAGCUGGCUUAUUUCAUUUACUUGCUAUACACGAUCAUUUCUGAGUGGGGCCAGAGUGAAACAUACAUACUGGAGGCUGCGUCUAUAACGGGCUGUGUGAUCUCAGUGUUCAUCAAAUGUGUGCUGUUCUGGGGUUUGUUCCGUCUGUACCGCUGCUUCGGCCAGGGUCUGCGGGAGAGAAUGUUUGCUACAAACGUGCACUAAGGAUCAGUGUGAAGAAGACCAGCAUGAAAAACUCUGCACAGCUGACCAACACGUCACAUAAGCAGCUUCAUCAACUGGAAGAAGAUGCCUGUCAAUCAAUUUAUAUAAAGAUCUACAGUGAACCAACACUGCCAUUUAACUUACUUCAGAGUCUCAUAAAUCCAGCUCUUGCUCUAAACUCCUUAAAAGAAUACAAAUACCCAGAGGGUUUCAAAGGAUAAGUUUUUGUUUGUUUGUUUGUUUGUUUUUUAUAUUUGGACAUUGAAAUGCCAAGUUAAUCAUGUCGUGAGUGGACAGUUUGUUAGUUCAUUUUUACGUUUGUUUUUUUUAUAUGCUUUAAAACAUAGGCUUUGUAAAUAUUUUAAUUAUUUUAUUCAUUCACUUCUAUUGUUUACAAUAUUUCCUUUAAAUGUCAUUUUAAGUUUGGAUACAUACAGUGGUGUUUAAGUCUGUGAACCCUUUAGAAUUUUCUAUA